AUGGAGUCAGAGCGCGAGAACGACCCAUCUGCGACCACUGCACCGGGAGCUGCGCCUCCUCCAGCCGCCGAGAGCGCGGCUCCUCCUCGCACCCCCGCCGACGCCGCUGCCCAAGAGGAGCUCGUGCGCCACAAGCGGCCCCGUGCAGCCCUCGACCCGUCCACGCCCAAGGGCGACGAAGACGAGAGCAAGCGCCUGUCCGGCAGCACGCCGGUCGCCAAGAAGGGCCGUGUCGAGGGUGACGAGGACAUCGUCUCGGACAACGACCGUGCGACCUCCCCACCUCCUGCCGCGGCCGCAGCCUCUUCUCGUCCGACGACGCCGACAAACACCUCCUCGUCCGUCGUCCCGCCAGCGACCGAGGGCAAGGACACGAAGCAGCUGCGCGAGCGCGUCCAAGCGCUCAAGCCGCCGGGCCAGACGGCCGAGAACGAGGGCGAGGCGCACGACGCCGACGUCGAGAUUGCCGAGGUUGCCGACGAGGUCGCUGCCUCUGCGGCCAAGCUCGGCGACGAGCAGGACAAGAAGGAGGAGAAGGACGUCGAGAUUGCCGAGGUCGCGGCCGAGGUCGGCAAGUCGGCGCAGAACCUGGCCAAGGAGGACGAGCGGGACAUGCAGGACGUCGAGGACGGUGUCGGCGAGGGCGUGUCGAAGGCCAAGGCGGACGUGGCGGCCGAGGUCGGCGAGUCGGCGGCCAAGGUGCAGGCGCAGGACGAGCGCAUCGCCGACGACGCGAGCGAGGUUGCCGAGGCGGCCGUCGCCGCACCCGAGGAGACGCCCAAGCCGUCGACGGCUGUCGCACCGUUCGAGCCCAAGCCGCAGUCGACCUUCGCCAGCUACUCGUCGACCGCCUCGCCCUUCUCCGCCUUUGCCUCGUCCGCCUCUCCGCUCUCUUCUCUCUCGACGCCGACCAAGCCUGCCGCCGAGGCGCAGAAGCCCAAGGCCAAGUCGGCGUUCACCGCCUCGCCCUUCCUCUCGACGACCGCACCUCCCGCCACCCCUUCCGCCUCGAGCUCGACCGCGACGUCAACGUCGAAGGCGAGCGACCUCAAGGCCGACGUCAAGCCUGCCGGCGAGCGGCCGACGACCCCGUUCACCAAGUCGGCGGCGACGACCAACCUCGCGGCGGCGUCGCCGUUCUCGGCCUUCUCGGCGUCGAGCGGCUUCGCCUCGGCGACCAAGUCGAGCGGCGCGUCGGCCUUUAGCGCCUUCUCGGCCGCGCCGUCGGCGUUCUCGAGUGUCCCGCCGACGCCCGCCAAGCCGAGCGCGGCUGGCGGCGAGGCCGCCGACGCCUCGUCCUCGGCCGACGCCGGCGGUGCGUCCGCCGGCGCCCCGAACGAUGCCGACGCUCCCGAGCGCGUCGUCUACACGAAGCAGGAGACGGUCACGGGCGAGGAGGAGGAGCGGCUGCUGCACAGCGUGCGGUGCAAGCUGUACGCGAUGAACGAGGGCCAGUGGGCCGAGAGGGGGACGGGCAACCUCAAGCUCAACGAGACCAACAAGGACGACGGCAACAAGGGCGCGAGGCUGCUCAUGCGCGCCGACGCGACGCACCGCCUCCUCCUCAACGCGCCGCUCUUCAAGGCCUUCUCGAUCGAGGUGCACAGCGAGAAGUAUGUGCGCUUCUCGGUCAUCGAGGGCUCGACCCCGACGAGCUACAUGCUGCGCCUCGGCAACCCUGCGGCGGCAUCGACCCUCGUCCAGGCCGUGCAGGACAAGGUCGCUACGCUCUGACCUCGUCGCCAUCCUCUUCCUCGCCUCGAGCCCGCCCUAUACUCUACUCGCGCGAGAUUUUGCGUCCUGUGCUUCCUCUCUUUCGUUCUCUGCCGCGAUGGCGGCGUGUCUCAUUAUGCAACUCGUCGUUCGUGCCCGUUC
Messenger RNA from Rhodotorula graminis WP1, 1875 nucleotides. RefSeq lists its product as uncharacterized. Gene Ontology annotation, molecular function: GTPase activator activity. The coding region runs from base 1 to 1734 and encodes 577 amino acids. Gene Ontology annotation, biological process: intracellular transport. Gene Ontology annotation, cellular component: cytoplasm; nuclear pore. NCBI's taxonomy places the organism in Eukaryota, Fungi, Basidiomycota, Microbotryomycetes, Sporidiobolales, Sporidiobolaceae. The record is from RefSeq and is a predicted model, not a curated record. The transcript is spliced from 7 exons.